GCAAAGAGUAUAAUAAUAUACAUGUCACAUAGUUAUGUACCUACGUAAAGAUUUCGCUAAUAAACAUCGUUUGACGUUAAAGUUUAUGCAAGUAACUAAAAUAAAUAAUAAAUCUCAAAGUUACAAAUAACUAUUGCAAAAUGGAGUGGAUGAACGAAAGUGCAGUUGUGUGUGGACAUUAUCCCUGUAUGACUCGGAACGCGCGAUACCUAUGUCUUACCGAUAUAUACCAAAAAAUUCUACGUUCAAACAUGUAUGAUAUAGGUGGCACAUACAUACAAGAUGUUGCUGACUACUGGUUUAUGUUUAAAGCAGAAUUAGUUGCAGAUAUGUACAUCAUUCAUUUAUUUUUUACAAAUCGGCAGGAAUGCUCUGUAAACAUCAACAUAAGUUGCCUUAAUAGGAUUUGUCUGUUCAAUCACAACAAAGAUAAUAAUAUUGCUUUACUCUCACCUAUAAUGAAGCAAUAUAAAUUUGUUAAACUAAAAGAAUUAUCUCCGCAUUAUCUGACCACUUAUUCUUUUUCCAAGAUAGAUGUGGAAUUAUUGAAACAUAAAAACUUAUACAUUCCAAUUUCAUUUAUAGAUGAAGACUUAAAUAUUCUUAAAAGUGUUGAUAAACAAUUCCUCGAUUUUAGUACUCUCUUAGAAGACCCAGUUGGUGCAGACUUCACUAUAGAAUCAGAAGAUGGAGCAAAGUUUGCAGUCCAUAAGCUAUUGCUGAUAACACAAAGUGAUGUUUUCCGAGCAAUGCUCAAAGAAGACACUGCUGAAAGCAAAAAUAACUAUGUGAAGUUAAUUGAUGUGGAUAAGGAGGAUUUAAAGUUUUUACUGGAAUUUAUCUACAGUGGAUCAUUUAAAGAUUUAAAAGACAUAUCUUUUUUUAAUAUGUUGAUUCUUGCAGACAGGUUUAAUUUACAGGGCUUAAAGGAACUCUCAGAACAUGCUUUAGAACAACAGCUUAGUGUAGAAAAUGCUUUGGAAACAUUAGCUGUCGCAGAUACUUGUAAUGCACAAAAUUUAAAAUCAAGCACUUUUAAGUUCAUUAAGAAGCAUCCAAAUACCAUAGAAAAUUGUGUAUUUGAUGAAAUGGGUAAUAUCAAUCUAGUUAGAGAAUUAUGUAAAUCAAUGAUAGCAUAAGAUUGUAUAUUUUUUUUUUUUAAUUUAAUAUACUUAUUAUAUUCUGAUUGGUGUACAUUUUGGCAACAACCUGUUAAAAUAUGUACCCAUAAAGCAUUUCUUUAACAACAUCAAGAAAGACUAAUACAGUAGCUAAUCUGGGCUGCAGUUGGCUGUGGUUCAGUCUUAUAGUAUAGGGAAAAAAUAUAAACAAAAGUGUACAACAAUAGUCUAUGUAAUCCAAAAAAGCCAAAUACACUAUGUUUUAAGCAACUGUUCACUUUCAAACUACUGUAAUUACUACUAUUUCAAACUUUUAUGCUACAAUAAAUUUCAAUUUGUAUUUAAGCA
This is a messenger RNA of Leptidea sinapis, 1469 nucleotides long. RefSeq lists its product as uncharacterized. Gene Ontology annotation, biological process: proteasome-mediated ubiquitin-dependent protein catabolic process; regulation of proteolysis. Gene Ontology annotation, molecular function: ubiquitin protein ligase binding. Lineage: Eukaryota; Metazoa; Arthropoda; Insecta; Lepidoptera; Pieridae. Gene Ontology annotation, cellular component: cytoplasm. The transcript is spliced from 2 exons. The coding region runs from base 141 to 1139 and encodes 332 amino acids. The record is from RefSeq and is a predicted model, not a curated record.